CGGCCCUCCGCGAAGACGGAUGGGGUGAGCGACAGCGCGCGGUCCAGCUGUCAGCGCGGCCGCAGCGCCGCCGCGGGCGAGCCCCUCCUCCCCGCGCUCCCCGGCCGCGGGGGAGCCAUGGCGGCCAGCGAGGAGGACGGGGGCGGCAGCGGCUCGGUGGAGGAGAAGGGGAGCGGCAGGAAGCGGAGGCUGGGCGCCCUGGCCACGGCCUGGCUCAUCUUCUACAACAUCGCCAUGACCGCCGGGUGGCUGGUCUUGGGUAUUGCCAUGGUGCGGUUUUAUAUGCAGAAAGGAACACACAAAGGCUUAUUCAGAAGUGUUCAAAAGACACUUAAAUUUUUCCAGACAUUUGCUUUGCUUGAGGUAGUCCACUGUGCAGUUGUUCACACCUCUGUGCUUGUGACUGGGGUCCAAGUGAGUUCAAGAAUCUUCAUGGUGUGGUUCAUUACACAUAGCAUAAAACAGAUCCAGAAUGAGGAGAGCGUUAUUCUUUUUCUGGUCGUAUGGACUGUGACAGAGAUUACUCGAUAUUCCUUCUACACAUUCAACCUGCUCAACCAUUUGCCAUACUUCAUUAAAUGGGCCAGUUUUUAUAUAGGUUUCAGGAGGAGAAAUGCAUUCAGAAGUUCUACAUUGAUUGACAUGCUUUUUACCAUCAAAUACAACUUUUUUAUCAUCUUGUAUCCUGUUGGAGUUGCAGGUGAACUGUUGACUAUAUACGCUGCCUUACCAUAUGUGAAGAAAACAGGAAUGUUUUCGCUGAGACUUCCCAACAAAUACAAUGUUUCUUUUGACUACUAUUACUUCCUUAUUGUUAUCAUGUUCUCCUAUAUACCGUUAUUUCCACAACUCUACUUCCACAUGCUGCGGCAGAGAAGAAAGGUGCUUCAUGGAGAAGUGAUUGUAGAAAAGGACGAUUGACUCAACCCUGUAACUAUGGUGCUUUUAAUGGAAAAAUGAGGGUAAAAAAUCAAAACUUCCUGUGAUUUUUCUGAGUCCAAGUUUUAAAACAUGGAACAAGAAUAAACAACUGUGCAUAAAAUAA
Molecule: messenger RNA, 1045 nt
Organism: Rhea pennata
Lineage: Eukaryota; Metazoa; Chordata; Aves; Rheiformes; Rheidae
Gene: HACD1
Product: 3-hydroxyacyl-CoA dehydratase 1
Exons: 8
Coding region: 118-921 (267 amino acids)
Biological process (GO): fatty acid elongation; very long-chain fatty acid biosynthetic process; sphingolipid biosynthetic process
Cellular component (GO): endoplasmic reticulum membrane
Molecular function (GO): 3-hydroxyacyl-CoA dehydratase activity
Source: RefSeq, a predicted model, not a curated record